GCACACCAACGUGACAAGACUUCCCAUCCUCUGGAAACACUGACAUGGCCAAAGCAGAGGAGCCUCACCUCCGGAUCGUCCUUGUCGGGAAAACUGGAGUUGGGAAGAGUGCAACGGGAAACACACUCUUAAAAAAAAAGGUUUUUCAGUCGAAACUUUCGUCUUCUUCACUGACAUCUGAGUGUCAGAAGGAAACAGCAGAGUGUGGAGGUCAGACACUGGCCGUGGUCGAUACUCCAGGCCUGUUUGACACCAGCAAGUCUGAGGAGCACGUGAGAAACGAGAUCGCUAAAUGCAUGUCGUACGCUUCUCCUGGUCCUCAUGUGUUCCUGGUGGUGCUCCAGCCGGGAAGAUUCACCAAAGAAGAACAAGACACGGUGAAAAUCAUCCAGCAGAUGUUUGGAGAGAAGGCAGCGGGGUACACCAUGGCUUUGUUCACCCACGGAGAUGAUCUGAAGGAUGAAGAACACACCAUAGAGGAGCUUAUCAAAGAGAAUCCAGCUCUCCGUCAGUUCGUCAGUCAGUGCCGUGGAGGAUUUCAUGUGUUCGACAACAAAGACAAGGAUCCAGGACAAGUGAGCGAGCUGCUGAAGAAGAUCAACACCAUGGUCCAGAGAAACGGAGGAACCUACUUCACCAAUGACAUGUUCCAAGAGGCUGAGCGGGCCAUCAGAGAAGAGCUCAGACUGGUGCUGGUGGGUCAGGAGAAAGUGGGGAAGAGCUCAGCAGCAAACACCAUCCUGGGAAAGAAGGAGUUUGGCUGCAGGAUCAGCUCCACACCUCUGACUCUGAGCAGCAGGGUGGUAGAAGGUGCUGUUGAGGGCCGCUGGGUCUCGGUGGUGGACACUCCUGGACUGUUCAGCUCUCAGCUGUCUCCAAAGGAGGUGAAAGCAGAGCUGCUGGCAGCGGUGAAGCUGAGCUCUCCAGGUCCUCACGCCUUCCUCCUCACCCUCCAGCUGGGACGCUUCACCGAAGAAGAGCAGAAAGGCCUGCAGACCCUGCAGAACAUGCUGAGUUCAAACAUCUCCAAACACACCAUGGUGCUGUUCACCUACGGAGACCGACUGGAAGACACCGACGUCCAGCAGCUCAUCAGAGAAGACGACAACCUGCAGCAGCUGCUGAAGAACUGUAGCGGCUACUGCCAUGUCUUCAACAACAGACAGAUGGAGGACAGGAGGCAGGUCCAACGUCUGCUGGACAAGAUAGACUCCAUCUCUGAGGGAGGACACUUGAACUACAGGAGAACCUCUGAGAGCUUCAUAGUCAGGGUUGGUCAGGGGAUUCGCCAGAGAUGUUUGAGGCUAUUUAGCAACUUCUACCACAUCAUCAGAAGUGGAGAGACACAAAGAGAACGGGAGGAGACCAGAGGAAGAGAGAGAAGAGAAGAUCAGGGGGGGGAAGAGAAGAGAGAGGAAGGACGGAAAGAGAAGAGAGGAAGAGGAGAAACGGUGGGGCUGAUAAACUAUAGAGUGAAGACAGAAGAGGAGACAUUUUAAGAAGAGAUGUGAAGCACUCAGUGUGUUUACCAGUCUGUUGUCAUGGUGAUUUCAUGUCAGUUUAUGUAUUUUUCCUCUCAGGACCUUCUACAGAUUUGGUCCAUUUGUCACUGAACACAUCUUUCCACUGCAGGAACAUCUACAGAUUCAGCCCUCUGAUCUUUCUGAUUCCCCUCCAGAUACAACAGCUUCACUUGAACUCAGAGACCAGAACCAGUUACUGGACUUAGAUCUAGUUCUAUGUAAGAAACAGA
Messenger RNA from Acanthochromis polyacanthus (spiny chromis), 1753 nucleotides. RefSeq names its product GTPase IMAP family member 8-like. Gene Ontology annotation, molecular function: GTP binding. The transcript has 3 exons. The record is from RefSeq and is a predicted model, not a curated record. NCBI's taxonomy places the organism in Eukaryota, Metazoa, Chordata, Actinopteri, Pomacentridae. The coding region runs from base 45 to 1499 and encodes 484 amino acids.